Molecule: messenger RNA, 1605 nt
Organism: Solanum pennellii
Lineage: Eukaryota; Viridiplantae; Streptophyta; Magnoliopsida; Solanales; Solanaceae
Product: F-box/kelch-repeat protein At3g23880-like
Exons: 3
Coding region: 209-1330 (373 amino acids)
Molecular function (GO): protein binding
Source: RefSeq, a predicted model, not a curated record
AUUUCAAAGCUUUUGGCUAUCUAAGAAGUGUAAUCGACGGAGUAAAGGGCAAAUUACGCAGAAAUCUUUCUGGAUUUGGGUCUUCUUAGACUUGACAUUGUUCGAUUAAAUUUCAAAAUUGUCUGAAAUUCUUAGCAAGUCCUGAUCUUGGCCUUGCAUUAUAAUACUCCCUUCAACGUAAAAUAUUGGUGAGCAACGGACCACCAGUAUGGAUUGUUAUUGUCCUUUACCAGAAGAUAUUGUGGUUGAUAUUUUAUUGAGGUUGCCAGUGGAACCACUCUUGCGUUUCAAAUGUGUGUGCAAGCACUGGUAUGCUCUCAUCAAAAGUGAGAGUUUCAUAGAGAAGCAUUUUCAUCACAAGAACAAUCGUUCCCGUCUCCUCAUUUGCAACUUGAAACUUGAAGCGGAAGAACACAUCGACUUUCAGUCUGCUGUAGUCUCCUUGCUACCUGAAAAAAUAGUUUCGGGUGUGACCCCUGAAGAAAAAAUUCUCCUUUAUCUUCCAAGGGUCGAUUAUUUUAAAAUUCUUGCUGGCCCAGUUAAUGGCUUAUUCUUAGUGCAGGAAAUCUUUUUUGAACACGGUGAACGCUUGAGUUUGUGGAAUCCUGCCACCAGAGAGUUCCGACCUCUGCCUCCUGCGCCUUUUGUGACUGAGCACUCCUUAUGGAACUAUGAUCAUGAAUUUGGAUUGGGGUUUGACCAACUGACUCAGCAUUAUAAGGUUGUUUGGAUUCGAGUAUUCUUUGAGAUCCGGGAACAAGGACAGGGACAGAGACGGCGCGCUUACCUUCAUAAUUUUGUCUGUGUCUAUUCCUCAUGCGAUAACUCAUGGAAGAGCCUACAAUUCCCUUCCAGUUUUACCUUAGGUUUUCCCUAUUCCGUCACAUAUCUCAACGGGAUUUAUUAUUGGAUUUGUAGGAGCGACGAUAAUAAUAUAUGCAAGAUUCAGUCAUUUGCCAUGGGCAGCCAACAGUUGGGGGAGAUGCAAGGCCCAGAUAUUCCAGGUGAACACUGGGUGAGGCUGACACUGCGUGGAGACUCUCUUGCAAUGUUAGUCAGUGAUAAGUGUAUGACAUCCAUAUACGAAAUGAAACAAGAGGGAAGUUGGUCCAAGGUGUUAACUGUUCAACCCCGUAUAGAUGCUGCUCAUUUGCCUAAAGGUAUUUGGGAGAAUGAUAAGAUUGUUUUUUACCUCAGAGAAACGUCACAGCUGGUGCUAUAUGACCCUACAACAAGUCAAGUUACGGAUCUUGGAAUUCAGCCGAGGCUUAUGGGCUGUGGUGUUUUCAUUUAUCAGGAGAGCCUAGCUCUAAUUACGAAAGGGAAUUAGUCUCAAGACUAGGAUAAUACUGAUCGAUCAAAUGAAGUAGUACAACUAUUUGGUGGACGAGUGCUAAUAUAUUCGCUGGAUGAACCUAUUAUUAUUGGGUUAUUGGCUUCUAAUCAUUCAUCAUGUCCUAUUUAUACUUUGGUCAUUGAUAAGAACAUAAAGUUUAUUUGUUUCAUACAUCUGACUAGUUGCUGAAUUAUUGGCCAAAUGUAUAAUUUACCCUUUUUUUUUUGCUAAGUUUGAUAACAUGGUAAAACUGCUGCUUGAUUUUUUUU